GACGGCGUCGCCGAGGCCCUGUAGGCGCGCAUGCGUGCAGCGCCGUGGAGGCGGCGGCUUCGUCGGCGUCGGGACUGGAGGCUCAGUGGUAAACUGUGUGGGGCGCAAAUGGGAUCCGGCUGGUAGUCGGUUCGGCAUAGCUUUGUGUUAUUCUUGGAAAAUUUCGCACCACUUGUGAAUUCCUUGAACCUGGGCAUUGCAAACCCACUUCUGUUGGGCCCAUCUCCUUUGCACUUUGCUCAGAUUAAGACUCAAUUGGCGCUUCAGCAGCUGAAUGCCGUUGCCUCACAUAGUUCAACACCACCUUAUACUUUAUUAAAUCAGGCUUUCUUGAAAAUAGCCAUGUCGAGACCCAGGUUUAAUCCUCGAGGAAACUUUCCACUUCAGAGACCACGAGUACCUAACCCUCCUGGGAUGAGGCCUCCAGGACCAUUUAUGAGGCCGGGAGCUAUGGGUCUUCCAAGAUUUUACCCAGCAGGGAGAGCCCGUGGAAUUCCACCCAGAUUUGCUGGCCAUGAAUCUUAUCAGAACAUGGGACCACAGAGAAUGAAUGUUCAGGUAACUCAGCACCGAACUGAUCCAAGAUUGACCAAAGAAAAAUUGGAUUUUCAUGAAGCACAACAAAAGAAAGAGAAGCCUCAUGGUAGCCGGUGGGAUGAUGAGUCUCAAAUACCUGCAUCAGUGGCAGUGAAACAGAGUCCUAUAACACAGGUUACAGAGCAGAGUCCUAAAGUGCAGAGCCGCUAUACAAAAGAGAGUGCCUCAAGUAUCUUAGCAAGUUUUGGAUUAUCUAAUGAAGAUUUAGAAGAACUCAGUCGCUAUCCUGAUGAACAGCUAACUCCUGAAAAUAUGCCGUUAAUUCUGAGGGAUAUAAGAAUGCGAAAAAUGGGGCGCCGAUUACCUAAUUUACCUUCUCAGAGCAGAAAUAAAGAAACACUUGGUAGCGAGGCAGUUUCAAGUAAUGUGAUUGAUUAUGGGCAUGCAAGCAAAUAUGGCUAUACAGAAGAUCCACUUGAAGCACGUAUUUAUGAUCCUGAAAUUCCAACUGAUGAGGUCAAGAAUGAUUUUCGGUCACAGCAGAGCAUUUCUGCAUCUGUUCCUGCACCAAAUGUGAUAUGUAAUUCUAUGUUUCCUGUUGAAGAUGUGUUUCGACAGAUGGACUUCCCCGGUGAGUCCUCCAAUAAUCAGUCCUUUUUCCCAGUUGAGAGUGGAACUAAGAUGCCAGGUUUACACAUUACAGGAAGACAGCCAGUCCUUGAACCUGUAAAAUGUGUCAGCCAGUCCAUUAGCCAAACAGUUAACCAGGCAAUGAGUUGGUCUCUGAUUCCUCCAUCUAUGAACCAGCAACCUUUUUCAUCAGAAUUAAUUCCAGCUGUAAGCCAGCAAGAGCGGAUCCCACGUGAGCCUGUGAUUAAUUCAUCUAAUGUCCACAGACCAGGAGGAAAUAAAAAGAAUUAUCAGUCGGAGGCUGACAUCCCCAUUCGGUCACCCUUUGGGAUUGUGAAAGCAUCUUGGCUCCCCAAGCUUUCCCAUGCUGAUGUCCAAAAGAUGAAGAGACUACCAACUCCUUCUAUGAUGAAUGACUAUUAUGCAGCAUCUCCAAGAAUAUUUCCACAUUUCUGUUCUCUCUGUAACGUAGAAUGUAGUCAUUUAAAGGAUUGGAUUCAGCAUCAAAAUACAUCUACUCAUAUUGAGAGCUGCCGACAGUUACGUCAACAACAGAGUGGAAGGGAGGGAGGAGGGGGGGAGAGAGAGAGAGAAAGAAACAUCGACGAGAAAGAGACACAUCUAUUGGCCUCGUGCAUGUGCCCCGACCUCAGCCGGGGAUGGAACUCGCAACUGAGGUAUCCUGAUUGGAAUCCUGAGAUCCUCCCAUCAAGAAGAAAUGAAGGCAACAGAAAAGAAAAUGAAACUCCAAGAAGACGUUCUCAUUCCCUCAGUCCUAGACAUUCUAGGAGAUCAAGCUCAAGUCACAGAUUCCAUCGAUCUCGAAGCCCACCACGUUACAUGUAUAGACCAAGAAGUCGAAGUCCAAGAAUUUGCCAUCGUUACAUUUCUAGAUACAGAUCCAGGUCCCGUUCACCAUAUCGAAUGAGAAAUCCCUUUAGAGGUAGUCCAAAAAGCUAUCGAUCAGUUAGCCCUGAAAGGAUAUCAAGGAGAUCAGUGAGAUCAUCAGAUAGAAAAAGAGCAUUAGAAGAUGUAGCACAACGAUCAGGGCAUGUGCCAGAAUCCAAUAAAGAGAAGCAUUUUGAAGCAGUUGAUAAAGGACAGUUACCAGCACAAAAGGCUAAAACUGGAAGUGGAUCAAAGUCAUCAGUUAAAUCUAUAAGCUCUACAAAGAAUGAUUCAAAUUUAGGAGGACAUUCUACUCGUCACAAAUCAAAGAAUCUUGAAGAUGCCACCUUAUCAGAAUGUAAACAGAUGUCUGAUAAAGCUGUUUCUGUCCAGCGUAAGUCUCGGAAAGACCAACCUUUGUAUUACGGUUCCGUUCUUCUUAUAUCUGAAUUACCAGAGGAUGGCUAUACUGAAGAAGAUAUUAAAAAACUAUUUCAACCAUUUGGAAAAGUUAAUGAUGUCCUAAUUGUUCCAUAUAGAAAAGAGGCUUACCUGAAAAUGGAAUUUAAGGAGGCAGUCACUGCAGUCAUGAAGUAUAUUGAAACAACACCUCUUUUGGUAAAUGGGAAAAAUGUGAAAGUAUGUGUUCCAGGAAGGAAAAAAGCACAGAACAAAGAGGUGAAGGAAAAGACAGAUUCAAAGAAAACAUCUGCUUUAAAAAAAGAUACAGAUGCCUCCAAAGCUGUUGAAAUUGUGAAGUCAGCUUCUGCUACCAAAACUGGACAAGCUAAAGCAUCUGUAGGCAAAGUGAAUAAAUCUUCAGGGAAAUCAGCGGGUUCUGUAAAAUCUGUGAUAACAGUAGCUGCUAAAGCUAGUAAAACUUCAACCAAAACAGCAAAGUCCAGUGGAAAGAAGUCUCUAGAAGUCAGAAAGGCUGGCAUUGUCAAAAACAAAGAUGCCAAUAAACCUCUGACUGUACAAGAAAACUCUGAAAUAAAGACCAGUUUGGAACUCAAAGCCACUGAAAAUAGUGCUAAAGAAACUAUUUCAGAAGCUGCUUUGGUGGUAACAGAAAAUGAAACAGUUAAUAACAAGGAAACAGAGGAAAUGUGUGUGGUACUUAUUUCUAAUUUGCCAAAUAAAGGAUAUUCUAUAGAAGAAGUUUACAACCUAGUAAAACCAUUUGGUGAUGCAAAGGAUAUUUUGAUUUUAUCAUCUCAUAAAAAGGCUAUUAUAGAAAUAAAUAGAAAAUCUGCAGAUUCUAUGAUAAAAUUUUAUACCUGCUUCCCAAUAUCAGUGGAUGGAAAUCAACUCUCAAUAAGUAUGGCUCCUGAAAACAUGAGUGUAAAAGAUGAGGAAGCUAUAUUUACAGCCUUGAUUAAAGAAAAUAAUCCAGAGGCAAACAUAGAAAAAAUACACAAUCGAUUUAUACAUCUUAAUAACUUACCAGAAGAUGGACUUCAGUGUGUACUAUGUGUUGGACUUCAGUUUGGAAAAGUGGAUCACCAUAUAUUCUUGAGUAAUAAAAACAAGGCAAUUCUUCAGUUAGAUAGUCCUGAAUCUGCUCAGUCAAUGUACAGCUUUCUGAAACAAAAUCCACAGAACAUAGGUGACUAUGUAUUGACCUGUACAUUAUCUCCAAAGGUGAACUCAUUAGAGGCUCAAGCUGAGAAAGACCAAGAACUAGGAAAAGAAAGCCCUGACUUGAAAAACAAUCCAGUUGAUGAAAGUGAGGUGCAAACAGCAGCUGAUAGUCCCUCUGUUAAACCUAGUGAGGUUGAAGAAGAAACUAUUCCCAGCAUUCAAACAGAAACUUCUGUACAACAGGAAGAGUUUUGUGAGGAAGAACCUGACAGAAUACUAUGUGACUCUGACUUUGCUAUUGAAACAUUGGAAAUUGAAACUCAAGGAGAGGAGGCAAAAGUGGAAAUUCCUCUUGUAGAAUCCAUUCCAACCAAUAUUGAAUUAUUCACCGAAAAUGUAGAGGAGUCCCUUUUAAAUCAGCAGGUGUAUACCAGUGACUUUGGGAAGGAAGAAGCAGAAAUUAUUAAAGCUGAAACAGAAGUAGCAACAUCUGACAGUGCAUUUAUAGAAGAAAGGAACAUCCAAGGAAUUCUAGAAGAACCUCCAUCUGAAGCAGAAGACUUCUUUUCUGGGAUUACACAGGCUAUGAUAGAAGCUAUAGCUGAAGUGGACAAACAUGAAACUGUUUCAGAAAUAGUACCAUCUACUUGUGUUGUGACCCUGGUACCAGGAAUUUCCACUGGGGAUGAGAAGACAAUGAGCAAAAACGGAAUUUCUGAAAAAAGUAACAUGGAUGAACAGGAGGAGAAUGAAUUUAAUACUAAGGAAACCAAAAUGGAUCUGCAGAUAGGAACAGAGAAGGCUGGAAAGAAUGAUGCUGGGAUGGUUGCAGAGAAGGUGGAAAAGAUUGUGGUAGCAACGAAAGAAAAGCCUGCAGAAAACACUGGGAUCAAGGCAUACCCGAAUAAAGGAGUGUGCCAGGCCAGUAAGCCUGAUGACACUAGUAGAACUAGUAUGCUGGCUACCUCAAAUGCACCUAGCAGUAAAUCAAGCAUCAAGGCUGGUAUGGUCUCUUCUCCAAAGGCAAAAACUACAGCUUCCAAAUCUGAAAACCAGAGAAGUUUUCUAAAACCUGUACUCAGAGAUCAAAUAAAUGCUGAAAAGAAACUUUCAGCCAAGGAAUUGGGUCUUAAACCUGCAAGCGCCAGAUUGGCUGAAAACAGCAGUAAAAUCAAAUCUACUCAAAGCGGUAUUACCAGAGGAGGCAGUGGAAGGAUCUCAGCUCUGCAAGACAAGGAUUCUAAACUGGAUUACAGGGAUAUUACAAAACAGUCUCAGGAAACAGAGGCUAGACCUUCCACCAUGAAACGGGAUGACAGCAACAAUAAGACUUUGGUUGGGCAAAACACCAAGAAUCCUAAAAGCACCACUGGUAGAAGUUCCAAAUCUAAAGAGGAACCAUUAUUUCCAUUUAAUUUGGAUGAAUUCGUUACUGUGGAUGAGGUUAUAGAAGAAGUGAAUCCUUCGCAAGCCAAACAGAAUCCACUAAAGGGAAAAAGGAAAGAAGCUCUCAAAAAUAUCCCUUCCUCUGAACUUAUUGUAAAGAAGAAGAAAGGGAAAACUUCUGCCCCGCAUGUUGUCGAGGGAGAAUUAUCUUUUGUAACAUUGGAUGAGAUUGGGGAAGAGGAAGAUGCACAUCUAGCACAAGCUCUAGUCACUGUAGAUGAAGUUAUUGAUGAAGAAGAAAUAAAUAUGGAAGAAAUGGUAAAAAAUUCAAAUUCACUUCUUACAUUAGAUGAGUUAAUUGAUCAAGACGAUUGCAUAUCCCACAGUGAACCUAAAGAUGUUAUUGUACUGUCGGUGGCUGAAGAACAAGAUCUUCUCAAACAGGAACGCUUGGUGACUGUGGAUGAAAUUGGAGAAGUAGAGGAGCUACCUUUAAAUGAAUCAGCAGACUUAAAUUUUGCCACUUUAAAUACUAAAGGAAAUGAGGAAAAUACUGGAAGUGAGUCCAUUGACUUCAUUUCUUCCCAGAUGCCUGAAGACCCUUCUACUUUGGUUACUGUAGAUGAAAUACAGGAUGACAGCAGUGAUCUGCACUUGGUGACUUUGGAUGAAGUAAAUGAAGAGGAUGAAGACUCUGUGGCAGACUUUAAUAACCUUAAAGAAGAGCUUAACUUCGUUACUGUUGAUGAAGUUGGAGAAGAGGAAGAUGGAGAUGAUUUAAAAGUUGAAUUAGCACAAAGCAAAAAUGAACAUCCCACAGAUAGAAGAGGGGAUAGGAAAAAGAGAGCUAUGGACACAAGGAAGACAAAACUUGAAGCCUUGUCCCAAGUGGGUCCAGUAAGUGUGAAUGUUACGGAAGAAGAUCUGAACACCAUGAUUGAGAGGCACUUAGCAGCUAAAAUGCCAACCAAGAGAGUUAGAAUUGGGACAACUCCACCAUUGGAAAACGCAGUUGAGACAGAACCAGAGCAAGAUAAAGAAGAGGCCUACCAAAUUAGUGAAGUCGGUGAAGAAUCUGACUUUAAGGAUUCAGAACCAGAACGAAAACGCAAGAAGAUGGAGGACCCUUCUUUAGGGACACCAGUGGCAGCUGAUGUCUCCAAAGAUUUAGACUUUCUUGUACCGAAGCCUGGAUUCUUCUGUCCAAUUUGUUCCCUCUUCUACUCAGGGGAAAGAGCAAUGACAAAUCACUGCAAGAGUACACGUCAUAAGCAAAAUACAGAGAAGUUCAUGGCCAAGCAAAGAAAGGAAAAGGAGCAGAAUGAGGUUGAAGAAAGAAGCUCAAGCUCUAGGUGAUUGGGGAAAAAUUUGUUAGAAAUUUGUUUAGGGUCCAGUUGAUUUGUGUAUUUUUGUUAUCACUAAUUUGUAAUUUUUGUUUCAGAAGCAAAUAUUCAUGUUGUAUAAAUUUCUGAUUGACCUUGAUGUAGAGAGACUGAUGGGGAAAGUAUGAUGUGUUUGAUUUUUAUAUCAAAUCAUCAGGCAUGGAGAAAUAUCUUUUAGAAGUGUUAAAAUAAAUGUUCCUACUGUAUAUUUAAAAUAC
Molecule: messenger RNA, 6625 nt
Organism: Myotis daubentonii (Daubenton's bat)
Lineage: Eukaryota; Metazoa; Chordata; Mammalia; Chiroptera; Vespertilionidae
Gene: ZNF638
Product: zinc finger protein 638
Cellular component (GO): nucleus
Molecular function (GO): RNA binding; zinc ion binding
Source: RefSeq, a predicted model, not a curated record